AUGAACGCUACUUUCUGUGGUGCAAGUGCCCUCAGUGAUCAUACGGGCAUGAACGCCUCCGUGUCCAACUCGACGGCCGAUCUGCCGCGGGUGUGCCUGGCCCUGCUGCCGCCGGACACCCCGUACAGCCCGAUCGUGACGACCCUCCUGGUCGCCCUGAUGUCGCCCGUGAUCUGCAUCAUCGUGGUGGGAAACAGCCUGGUGAUCUACGCCUGCCUGACGGACAGCAAGCUGCGGCGCCCCCACCACUGGUUCCUGGUCUCCCUGGCAGUCAGCGACCUCACCGUCGGGCUGCUCGUCAUGCCGUUCGCACUCGUCAACGAGUAUCUUGGACAGGGCAAGCUGAACUACGCCCGUCUGCAGAGCUCCACGCGGGUUGGCGGCCUGAUCGUGGCCGUGCUGAACUACGCCCGUCUGCAGAGCUCCACGCGUGUCGGCGGCCUGAUUCUGGCGGUGUGGGUGUUGGCGCUGACGGUCUGCCUGCCGCCUCUCAUGGGCUGGGGGAAGGAGCACGGCGUGGGGGACGGCAUGUGCGGGCUCAGCUCCUUCUUCCCGUACGUGGUCCUGUCAAGCACGCUGUCGUUCUUCAUCCCGUUGGUUGUCAUGGCGACGCUUUACGCCAUGAUCCUGAACUCUCACCGGUCGCGGAACAACUGGCGCCGGAAGCUGGGGAAGGGCUACUCCUGCUCAACCGUCACCAACAACACCUUCAAGAGCCGCAACCUGUCCGCGGAGGACGGGGAGAUGAGCCCAACCAGGAAGGAGAUGGGCUCCCCCAUGCGGCAGUGCGCGGCCCAGCGACGGGAGCGCCGCUUCGUCUUCAUCAUCGGCGUGGUGAUGGUGACCUUCACGCUGUGCUGGCUGCCGUUCUUCACGUUCUACCUGCUGUGCGUGCUGUGGUGGCAGUGCUUCCCGCGCUGGCUCUUCGUGCUCUCCGUGUGGCUGGGCUACUGCAACUCCGCCCUCAACCCCUUCAUCUACGCCAUCUGGAACGACACCAUCAGGGAGGCCUUCAAGAAGGCGCUGUGCAGCAAGGCUCCAGGACACGCCACUCCUUAAAGGCUUCCAGUACAGUUUUUAGGGCU
Messenger RNA from Branchiostoma belcheri (Belcher's lancelet), 1085 nucleotides. Its product is annotated as alpha-2B adrenergic receptor-like. The transcript has 7 exons. Gene Ontology annotation, molecular function: G protein-coupled receptor activity. The record is from RefSeq and is a predicted model, not a curated record. Lineage: Eukaryota; Metazoa; Chordata; Leptocardii; Amphioxiformes; Branchiostomatidae. Bases 1 to 1059 code for a protein of 352 amino acids. Gene Ontology annotation, cellular component: membrane. Gene Ontology annotation, biological process: adenylate cyclase-activating adrenergic receptor signaling pathway.